AUGGCAACCUCUAUGAAACACUCUAGGAAAGAAAUAAUAAAUGUUUUUCACUUUUCUGUUAAACUAUUUUUGUUUUCUUUCCUAAUUUGGAUUAUAACCGGUUCUAACGAGGUAAGACAGCGAAACGAAGAAAAGAGAAAAUACUCGAAAACGUCCUGGAAAAGAUUUGGGACAGAAACCCUGGAAAAAAAUGGGGGUAAUAGUGAGCACCACAGUUUGGAAAAAAAAGUAGACCCCAGAGAUAACAGAUGGUUAGCAGAAAAAAAUAACCUUGGGGAAUCACCACCUGAACGGGAUCACUUUGAAAAUUUAGAGGAUUACUAUGCUAUAUUAGGGGUAAACAGAGAUGCUACAAACCUUGAAAUAAAAAGGCGUACAGAAAAUUAA
Plasmodium cynomolgi strain B is the source of this 387-nucleotide messenger RNA. Its product is annotated as heat shock protein. The record is from RefSeq and is a predicted model, not a curated record. Lineage: Eukaryota; Apicomplexa; Aconoidasida; Haemosporida; Plasmodiidae. The transcript is spliced from 3 exons. The coding region runs from base 1 to 387 and encodes 128 amino acids.